CUCCAUGUGCCCAUUCACCAAUCUUCUAAAAAAAAAAAAAAAAAAAAAAAAAAAAAAAAAAAUACCAGAGUUUCGCAAUUCGUUCGAGUCAGGGUGGUGGCACUCCAGUGACCAGUUGCUGUUCCUAAACGGCACCCGCCUUUACUAGCUGUGCGCGCUCCCUGGGAGCGCGCAGCACCGCGAUCCAGUGCUCGCUGUGUCCUCCGGACCCAGUGAAACACCGAUCUUUGGACGGGACCUCUGUAUGAGGUCACGAUCAUGUGAUCACUGAUUGGCCAAUCAGUGAUCACAUGCAAAGUAGUAAGCAAGAUGUCACUU
This is a messenger RNA of Staurois parvus, 318 nucleotides long. The record is from the annotation of a GenBank genome assembly. NCBI's taxonomy places the organism in Eukaryota, Metazoa, Chordata, Amphibia, Anura, Ranidae.